AUAGAUAUCGCAAAUCACAUUUGUAGUCGACUGGCAUUUGUUUAUUUACAUAUUUAUUUGUAAAAAUCGUCGAAUAUGACUCGUCACGCACGUAAUUGCACCGCCGGAGCUGUUUACACGUAUAAUGAGAAGAAACGCGAUGCUGCCGAAUCCGGAUAUGGCACAAAUGCCAAGCGCCUUGGCAAAGAUUCAGUGAAAUCUUUCGACUGCUGCUCGUUGACUCUGCAGCCGUGCAGAAAUCCUGUGGUCACCAAAGACGGCUACCUCUUCGACAAGGAGGCCAUUCUGCAGUACAUUAUCACCAAGAAGAACGAGUACAGCCGCAAGCUGAAAGAGUACGAGCGUCUGCGUCGCAUCGAAGAAAACGAAGUGACCCAGGAAGCCAAUCAAAAGCAACUAGCUCGCAUGGAGAAAUUCGUGAAUGCCGAGAAGCCAACCACAACUCCCGCACACAAGCCGAACACAACAUUGUUCAAGUCCACAAAGUUGGAUGAUAAGCCCAGCACAUCGUCAGCAGCCAGUGCCAGCUCAGCCAGCUCCAUUUCCAACAUGACCAACGGACACGAAACUAAGCUGCCCAGCUUCUGGCUGCCCUCCGAGUGCCCUAAUGCAGGCGUUGCCAAAGCGCAGGCACCCGAUCCUACCAUCUAUUGCCCCGUCUCACAGAAACCACUUAAAGUCAAGGACCUAAUCGAUGUCAAAUUCACACUGCUCAAGGAUGGGGACAACAAACGUUCGCUCAUUGCCAAGGAGGCGCGCUACAUGUGCCCCAUCACACACGAUGUCCUCAGCAAUGCGGUGCCCUGUGCCGUGCUGCGUCCCACUGGCGAUGUGGUUACGAUGGAAUGCGUCGAGAAGCUCAUACGCAAAGACAUGAUUCAUCCCCUCACCGACCGCAAGCUUAAGGAAAAGGACAUUAUUCCACUGCAACGUGGCGGAACGGGUUAUUCAUUUACCAACGACAAUCUGCAAGCCAAGGAGCAGCGACCGAUGCUGCAGGUUUAAGCCCAGUACGAAUACAAAUUAACUAAUUAGUUUAAC
This is a messenger RNA of Drosophila arizonae, 1041 nucleotides long. RefSeq names its product nitric oxide synthase-interacting protein homolog. Gene Ontology annotation, cellular component: nucleus. Lineage: Eukaryota; Metazoa; Arthropoda; Insecta; Diptera; Drosophilidae. Gene Ontology annotation, molecular function: ubiquitin protein ligase activity. The record is from RefSeq and is a predicted model, not a curated record.